Molecule: messenger RNA, 1113 nt
Organism: Ylistrum balloti
Lineage: Eukaryota; Metazoa; Mollusca; Bivalvia; Pectinida; Pectinidae
Product: phosphatidylglycerophosphatase and protein-tyrosine phosphatase 1-like
Exons: 5
Coding region: 132-692 (186 amino acids)
Biological process (GO): protein dephosphorylation
Molecular function (GO): protein tyrosine/serine/threonine phosphatase activity; phosphatidylglycerophosphatase activity; phosphatidylinositol-4,5-bisphosphate 5-phosphatase activity
Source: RefSeq, a predicted model, not a curated record
ACAACUCCUGCAUGCAGACGAUCCGAGACAGCCUCCAAUAGGGGUUUUUCGCUAUCUUUUUUUAUUCUAACUGUACUUGAUGAAGAUAUUUAUGAUUGGUGACAUGGACCAUUAAAUUCAAACAGUUCAACAUGUCAAGUCUUUUUUCUAAAGUUGCUUUCUACCCAACCUUGGUUUAUAACAUCUUUUUAUCCAAGGUCACUAGUAGGAAUUGGUAUGACCGUAUUGAUGAAACAGUUCUACUAGGUGCUCUACCACUCAGAGGAAUCACCAAACAGUUGGUGGAGGAAGAGAAUGUACGGGGCCUGGUAUCUAUGACAGAGGAUUUUGAGAUGAGCCAGUUUGUGAAUUCUGAGGAAGAGUGGUUAAAUGUGGGCAUUAAACAACUUCGACUACAGACAGUUGAUUAUGUGGGAACUCCUUCACAGGAAAACAUUCACCGAGCUGUCAACUUUAUCCUACAGCACAGAGAGCGUCGAGAGAGUGUUUAUGUCCAUUGUAAGGCAGGCCGCACCAGGAGUGCUACAAUAGUUGCCUGUUAUCUCAUCAAGAUAAAUGGAUGGACACCAGAAGAAGCUGUAGAAUUCAUAAAAACGAAGCGGAGUCAUAUAUGGUUACGGGAUAAACAGCUGAAAUCAAUUGACGAUUAUUACUCGAACUGGAAAGAUUUCAAACCAGUAGAUGGAGCCUGAAAAUCAAUCAACAGUGUUUGUUAUGUUCUAGUGAAUAUGCUUAGAUUUGCUGGCAAUUAAACAAAGCUUUUAUUUUAUUCAUCCAUGUCACUGUGAAGAUGGGUUGAAUUGAGUUAUGAAUACAUUGACAUCCAAAGUAUUGGUAUCUAUGUUGGACCUGUGAUGACCUGCCAUAUACAGCAUGUGUUCAUGUUUGGGCUGGUCCCGUCCCUUAGGAGGGUCAAUUCAUGUUCAAAACAUGAGUAAAGAUACAAACCUUUACCAAAGUAUGAUACUCACUGGAAGGUGAAUCAUUGAGAAUUGCCUAUUUACAAGCAUUUUAUAUUCAAAGCAUGCUUUAGUGAUCUUGUAAGGGUUAUCUCCCUUUAAGCUUUGCUACAUAAACUAUUAAAUCUCAAUACUUGUAUUCCUGUCUUUUGAA